This is a messenger RNA of Clarias gariepinus (North African catfish), 812 nucleotides long. It is a transcript of the gene dynlt3, whose product is annotated as dynein light chain Tctex-type 3. Gene Ontology annotation, cellular component: cytoplasm; kinetochore; cytoplasmic dynein complex. Bases 111 to 452 code for a protein of 113 amino acids. The record is from RefSeq and is a predicted model, not a curated record. Gene Ontology annotation, biological process: microtubule-based movement. Gene Ontology annotation, molecular function: dynein intermediate chain binding. NCBI's taxonomy places the organism in Eukaryota, Metazoa, Chordata, Actinopteri, Siluriformes, Clariidae. The transcript is spliced from 5 exons.
CGCAUGCGCUACUACUUGCCAACUGGGUGCCGAAUCCCGGAUAGAGACAGUCCCUUCUUGUUGUCUUCACACUUAUUUUUCUGGGGUUUUUUUUUUUUACAAAGAAUAUAAUGGAGGAGUUCAAUUCCGGAGAUGAGGUUGGAUUCAGUCCUGAUGAUGCAAGUAAUGCAGUUAAAGAGUGCAUCGAGGGUGUAAUCGGAGGCGUGGACUACAGCCAAAACAAAGUGAACCAGUGGACAGCGAGCAUUGUAGAGCACUCUCUCACUCAGCUGGUUAAACAGGGGAAAGCUUACAAGUACAUCGUUAACUGCGCUAUAAUGCAGAAGAGUGGUGCAGGACUCCACACCGCCAACUCCUGUUACUGGGACACCACCACUGAUGGAAGCUGCACGGUCAGAUGGGAAAACCGGACCAUGUAUUGUGUCGUUAGUGUGUUUGCUGUUGCUUUAUGAAUCAAGCCCAUGCCACCACACGAUCGUCACACAUGUGCACUCACAUACACACACACACACACACACACACACACACACACACAUAUAUAUAUAUAUAAAUACAGUCAGCAGGUGGCACCAGGAACUUAUUUCAGCCUAAUGAAGAAGAGUGUUAUUAAAGCCCGGGGUUGCUGGGCUUAGGCUUGUGUGUCUGAGUUCACAGUACUUUAAUAUUUUAAAAUAAAUGCUUGUGUUUGCCAUUCCGGAUUUUUAACUUCUAAAUGAUUUUUUUUCUUUGUGUAGCAGGACUGUAAAUGCGUAGUAAAUUAGUAAACAAAUGUGUUUGUUGAAAUUGAAUAAAAUUCAGGGUUGUAUAACUGA